AUGUUUAAAUUCGUUGUUAUCUCAUCAAUCAUUCUCUCGGUUGUCCUUGUCGUUCAAUGCUUACCAAAUGAUCUCUCAAUUAAGAUCAGAUGUUUAAAAACGCAAUCAGCAUGUAAAGUAUCAAAGGAGUGCUGCAGUGGCUUAUGUUGUGAUGAAAAGUGUACUGAAAGGCCAUGUCGACAAGCAAAUGAAAUAUGCAAUAAUUCGACCGAUAUUUGCUGUUCGGGGCAAAUUUGUCGUGGUGCUGCAGCAGCUCUAUCCGUUCUAGGCGGCAACUUUGGUUCGUUGGUUGGAGUAGCGAUCAGUGCUUCUCUUCUUCCGCCGGCUGUCAACACGGGCUUAUUAUUUAGUUACAGUCUUCUAUCUUUUUCCCGAUCAAACAUCGGUCGUCAUCUUUCAAAACCAUCGAAUGCAACAACAUUUAAUUCUCUUCGUAGCUUUGUCAAUUGCACAGAAUUCGUCGACAAUAAAUAUGUACCUCUCUAUUCGUGUGACAUGCCACAAGAAGCAGCACAGUUGGCUGUAUACUCGUUUAUUAUUACCUUAAUCAAUAUUGUCAGUAUUUGUGUAAUGGCGGUAUGCAUUCUACUUAUAAAGAAGGUGACACCGAUAGUUCCAGACGAUGAAAUAACUCAAUUUUGGCACUCGGCAGAAUCGAAGAAAAUACGUACUCUCGCGAACAAUGAAGCCCAGAGUGUAAUGAAUAAAGAAAAUGGUCAAGAUCUAAUUGAAGCUUGGAAAAUUAUUCGUGGUGCUCAUCAAGAUCCAUAG
Adineta ricciae is the source of this 771-nucleotide messenger RNA. The record is from the annotation of a GenBank genome assembly. Lineage: Eukaryota; Metazoa; Rotifera; Eurotatoria; Adinetida; Adinetidae.